ACCUGGCUUCCCUAUUUAAGUUGUUCAUUUCCCUCUGUUUCUGUCUCAUAGUUGGUCACAAUUCUUGUAGCUCCUCUAAAUUUUUCUCAUUUACAUUGUAAUUAAGGUGUUAAUUUAAUAUUUUUGAGUUUUACAGUUCAAAAUGGCAUACGAAAAUCCAUAUGAUCAGCAGGCUCCUCUCAAGGCAAAAUUUGAGUGUCUUCUCUUUGAUGUAGAUGACACCCUUUAUCCUCUGAGUUCUGGUUUAUCAAAACAGUGCACCAAGAAUAUCGAAGAGUACAUGAUUCAAACACUUGGCAUAGAGGAAAGUAAAGUUUCUGAGGUAAACCGGGUUCUGUACAAAAAUUAUGGGACAUCUAUGGCUGGUCUCAAGGCUAUUGGCUAUGAUUUUGACAAUGAUGAUUAUCACAGCUAUGUUCAUUGGAGAUUACCCUAUGAUAACCUGAAACCUGAUCCUGUUCUAAGGCAUCUUCUACUUAGCCUGCCUAUUCGUAAAGUUAUUUUCUCAAAUGCUGAUGAGGUUCAUGUGGGUAAAGUUCUUUGCAAGCUUGGAUUGGAGGAUUGUUUUGAUGGGAUUGUAAAUUUUGAGAGCCUAAAUCCCACUAACAAAACCAAUGAUUUUGAUGCUGAAAUUCUUGGUGCCGCCGAUGAUUUUUCAGCACUUCCAAAGACUCCAAUUGUUUGUAAACCAUUCCCAGGUGCAUUUGAACAAGCUUUCAAGAUAGCUAACAUCAACCCUGAAAAAACACUGUUUUUUGAUGAUAGCAUCCGCAAUAUAGAGACAGGAAAAAGUGUUGGCCUCCAUACAGUUUUGGUGGGCACUUCACAUAGAACAAACAGUUCUGAUUAUGCCUUGGAGAGCAUUCACAAUAUCAGAGAAGCAUUGCCAGAGCUAUGGGAAGCCAAUAACAAGUCCAAAAGCAUCAAGUAUUCAGGAGGAAAGGUUGCUAUUGAGACCACUGUUACAGCUUAGUGUAAAUUUUGUGGAUGUCUUUAAAUAUGAACUUCAAUAAAAUCUCAUUAAAUGUGAAUUUA
Messenger RNA from Mangifera indica (mango), 1035 nucleotides. Its product is annotated as suppressor of disruption of TFIIS-like. Bases 143 to 973 code for a protein of 276 amino acids. The transcript is spliced from 9 exons. Lineage: Eukaryota; Viridiplantae; Streptophyta; Magnoliopsida; Sapindales; Anacardiaceae. The record is from RefSeq and is a predicted model, not a curated record.